AUGUCGUUUGAUAUAAACUGGGAAAAGCUCACUUCGGACUCUGAGAUUAAUGACUUAAUUAGAAAUCUUCUACAUGAACAGUUCCAAUCGUUGACAUUACCCUCAUAUAUAUCAAAUCUUGAGGUUGUUAAUUUCAAUUUGGGAGACAUUGCGCCUGAGAUUACUAUAAGGCAUAUCGGGGAUCCAUUUGAAGAAUUUUAUGCUAAUGGCGAAGAUGGAUCCGAGACUGAGAGAGACGCUAUUGGUGCAGGUAAUGCGGUAUCAAAAGGUAUUCCUAAGGAAGUGGGGGAGGAUGAGGAGGUAAAUGAAGAAGAUAAGGAGGGAGCCUUUGAUAACGAUGAUGACAAUGAAGAUGACGGCGAUGAUAACGAUGGUAGUGAUGAUGAUGAUGACGAUGAUGAUGAUGAUGAUGACGAUGAUGAUGAUGACGAUGACGACGAUGAUGAUGAUGACGAUGACAACAAAGAGGAUGAUGAUGACAAAGAGGUUGAUGAUGACAAAGAGGAUGCAGGCAAAGAUAAGAAUAAUAAGAAUGAUGACGAGUUGUCCACAGUGGAGGAAGGUCUCAAUCAGCUAAAUGUCACCUCCAGCACUACCGAGGUACCAACUUUAUCGCAACAGCAGCGACCGCCAUUAACGAGUUCAAAAAAGAAUGCACCUGCUCUCACUCAAUUCAAAGAUUCUUUUCAGUCGAUUUUAAACCCGUAUGGUGUAAAUAGCAUGACUGGAUCUACACCCAUUGCUACUUCGGUAGCAGCCGGAACGGAACCACAUACCAAUAUCUUAAAUCAAAAUAGCUUGUCUUCCCGAGUAAUUCCCAAAAUUUCAACAAAACUGAAACUGAAAGCUAAACAUAAAGUUGGGCUAGAGGAUGUUCAAUUAAUAGCUGAAAUCAAUUAUAAGGGCGACUUGCAAAUAGAUAUACUAGUCACAUUAUUGGUGAAUUAUCCAUCUCCAAAUUUUAUAUCACUUCCUAUAAAGCUUCAUGUGACAGAUUUGGUUAUCCAUUCUAUUGCCACUAUUGCCUACUUGAAGAAUGCUGUGUUCUUGUCCUUCUUGUGCGAUGUGAAUGAUGAAGCAGAUGGGCAUAUGAGUGGCACAUCACCGGCCUCCACGCCCACUGCUACAAACAGCGGUGGUAAUUUCGUCGAUUACUAUUUUCACAACCCAAACAAUAAAGAGAGAAUAGAUAUCAUCAAAAAGAUCAAGAUUGAAAGUGAGAUUGGUGAGGUGGAGAAUAAUGUGUUGAGGAACGUUGGUAAAGUUGAAAAGUUUUUAAUGGAGCAGUUACGAAGUAUUUUGAGAGACGAAAUUGCAUGGCCAAGUUGGGUUUGCAUUGAUUUGAGUGAAGAGGAGGAAGAACAAGAGAGUCUUGCAGUAUAG
Molecule: messenger RNA, 1383 nt
Organism: Lodderomyces oxycetoniae
Lineage: Eukaryota; Fungi; Ascomycota; Pichiomycetes; Serinales; Debaryomycetaceae
Product: ERMES complex subunit
Exons: 1
Coding region: 1-1383 (460 amino acids)
Biological process (GO): mitochondrion organization; phospholipid transport
Cellular component (GO): ERMES complex
Molecular function (GO): lipid binding
Source: RefSeq, a predicted model, not a curated record